CCAGAGUAGUACUACAAAUUAGAUGUGACCCGAUAACGACCGAUUCACAGUCAAUACGCAUAAAUGAUCCAUUAUUUAAUUUUGUCACGACGAUGGUCAGGCGAUGGCCCCAUGACGACGAGAGUGCAGCAGCCUUUACCGCGAUAAGGUGAUGUGUUGAGGUCGCGGGCAACGGCCCACGUACUGCGAUACAUGUCAAAAACGAUGAGGUGGGCCGUGGGUCCGUUCGUUCGUUCGCGUCGACGGGGAAAGCACUCCGGCAUGGUCGCUCGCUCGAUGUGAAUGACAAUGAGCGCACAGAGUCCGCUGCGACUUAAACGUGACCUUCUUAUCGAAGAAGCAUGCGGCGAAGUGUACACGACUGUCACAAGCUCUGCUCAACGACUUGCCGUGGGCUGGUAUAAAUAGUACAGGUUGGUGCACCGUUUUGCAAGUGCGAAACACCCGUCGGUGUCGGUGCCUCACGACGCGACUCUUCCCCCGACUGACCGACGACCAUGCAAGGCGGCUUCGAGUACGCCUCCCAGCCGAGGUCGGUGGCCGUGAAGCGAUCCAAAUACCGCGACCCGUCCGCGCCAGGAUCGAACAACGACAAAGGGCAGAAUCUCAUGUACGAUCGCCGAAUUGUCCGAGGAAGCACGUAUGCAAAGCCCCCCGCCGUGGUGGAGCAAGCAGCGUCUCCAGUACGUCCGCGACUACCAAAGAAGAAGGCGCAAGAGGUAGACCCGGUCCAUUCGAACCGGCCGCCAACUCCGCCGCCGAUGGAUGGCCGACAACACAUGGACAUUCAAACGGACAACUACUUGGAAGAACUGACAGACAAAGUCCCGGAAGCGGACGUGGAGACGCAGACGGAAGCGUUCAUGGACCAGCUGCCAGUGCCGCUCUUUGUGCCGCAGAAAACAGGCGUUGACGCGACGACGCAGAUCGAGCUCGGCGACUUAUUUGACUUUGAUCUGGAAGUGGCGCCGAUCCUCGAAGUCCUCGUGGGGAAGACGCUUGAAGUGAGUGUGAUGGAAGUGCUCGAAGAAGACGAAGUCCAGGAGCUGCGUACGCGGCAGGAAAUCUUCGAGCAGGCGCGCAACGCCGAACUGGCCGAGGUCCAGCGGCUGGAAGCAGAAGCGAAGCGAAAACAAGACGAAAAAACACGGCGACUCGAAGAAGAGAAGGCUCGUGUUGUGGCGCAGGCCGACCUGCAGGAGAAGUUGGCGGCGCGGUCGUUUGCCAAGCACUACCUGGCCGACUUGCACACGUCGGUGUUUUCGUCCCUUGUUACGACCGGCCACUUCCAAGAUCCAAUGGAAAAGGAUGUGUCGGAAGCGUUCAUGCCAUACCUGAUCCAGCGCGCGUGCGUGAACGUCGAACAGAUCGCAUUCUCGCGUGCGCUGGCCGAAGCCUUGGUCGACGAAGCGAUUCACAAGACCACGUCGUCGUUCGAUCCCGUUAGAGUAGUCGUCAGUCCGCCAAAUCCGACGUCGUCCGUGUAGGCAGUAUUAACUUCAUGCAUGUAUAUAUCGCAUCCUCGC
Messenger RNA from Aphanomyces invadans, 1526 nucleotides. RefSeq lists its product as hypothetical. Lineage: Eukaryota; Oomycota; Saprolegniomycetes; Saprolegniales; Verrucalvaceae. Gene Ontology annotation, cellular component: cilium. The transcript is spliced from 3 exons. The coding region runs from base 498 to 1487 and encodes 329 amino acids. The record is from RefSeq and is a predicted model, not a curated record.